Molecule: messenger RNA, 429 nt
Organism: Trichophyton verrucosum HKI 0517
Lineage: Eukaryota; Fungi; Ascomycota; Eurotiomycetes; Onygenales; Arthrodermataceae
Exons: 2
Coding region: 1-429 (142 amino acids)
Biological process (GO): protein folding
Cellular component (GO): cytoplasm; prefoldin complex
Molecular function (GO): protein folding chaperone
Source: RefSeq, a predicted model, not a curated record
AUGGCGGCACAAGUCGACCCAAAGAGACAGCAAGAUGCAGUACUCCAACUUCAAGACCACGCUGCACCAGCUCGCACAGAAGAUAGGCGACAUCGAGACCGAAGCCGAAGAACACAAGUACUUACCCGCACCAACCCGAAUACCUGCUCUGCCUACUCAUCUACCGCCCAUCCGAGACAUACUGACACACUGACACCAUCAAGACUCGUAAUAGAAUCCCUCCAGCCCCUCCCUCUGGACCGGAAAUGCUUCCGUAUGAUCAACGGCGUGCUUGUCGAGCGGACAGUAAAGGACGUGAUCCCCUCGCUGAAGACGAACGCAGAUGGACUCAAGCAGGUUCUCGACGAGCUCAUGAAGCAGUAUAAGAGCAAGCAGGACGAGAUGGACAACUGGAAGAAAAAGAACCAUAUCCAGGUUGUGCAGCAAUAG